Fusarium redolens is the source of this 2019-nucleotide messenger RNA. RefSeq lists its product as uncharacterized. The coding region runs from base 1 to 2019 and encodes 672 amino acids. Gene Ontology annotation, molecular function: zinc ion binding; DNA-binding transcription factor activity, RNA polymerase II-specific. NCBI's taxonomy places the organism in Eukaryota, Fungi, Ascomycota, Sordariomycetes, Hypocreales, Nectriaceae. The transcript has 3 exons. Gene Ontology annotation, biological process: regulation of DNA-templated transcription. The record is from RefSeq and is a predicted model, not a curated record.
AUGUCAUACAGUCAAUUCCCCAAUCGCAGACGAGUGAUACAAGCAUGCGUAAACUGCCGUAUGCGCAAGACACGCUGUGACGCUGCUCAGCCAAGAUGCGGCCUCUGCGCUUCACAGAAUGUCGAUUGCGUCUAUCGAGAUGCAAAACAACCCAAGAUCGACUAUAAUACCCAAGUCCUCCUGGAGCGGAUGCAAAUUCUCGAAGAUCGCAUCCUUUCAUCAACCUCGUCAUCCCAGUCUCAAACAGCUUCGCUUGAAGCGUCAUCUAUGAGCCAUCAUGACCCAGAUGAGCAGCUCCAACAACCCGACAGCUUGCAUGACUCAGCCACCGAGGGCCGAGAGCCUGUCUUCGAAGUUCAAAUACCUCUAUCGCAUACGGCCAACGCAAAUCAUGUCUUCUCGUGGAACUUGGUCCAGACGCUUCUGUCAGAGAACAGCACAGAUCAGCGAGACUUGCAGAGCUACACAGAUGCAACUGAAGUCUUUUUCCAAGAGCAGCAGAACAAUAAACAUCCCUCGACAACUUCGCAGCCUCUUACCUCAUGGAAGCUUUAUGACAGCGACUACUUCAGCUCGUCCCGUGAGGAUACUAUAUCACGAUUGCAUGACUUGAUUCACCUCUAUUUUACCAAAGUCAACAUUUUCUUUCCUCUGCUAUCAAAAAGCAAUAUUCUCAAUAUCUUAGAAAGAGUCACAGCCAGAGAGCUUUAUGGAAACGACGAGACACCGGUGGUUGAUAUGCCGCAUUACGGCCUGCUUCUCGUGGUCCUUUGCCUGGCACUGCUGAGUUCGAGUGGACAGUCUGACAUAAGCAUCGAGAAGAACCGUACAUAUACUCCGGUCUUCUCAAGCGCCUCCAACAUGCAUGAGGAGCAGCUGAGAAGCGAAUUAUGGGAUAAAACAAGGUUUAUACUAGGUUACAUCUCGACUGAUAUGUCAUUAGAAGCUGCUCAGGCCAGUAUGCUUGCAAGCAUCUACAUGGGAGCUUCUGGUGCGGUAGCAGAAGCCUUUCACUGGGCGCAUGCAACGGCCGUCAAGUGCGAGAGCAUGGCCCGAUUACAAGCAAAGAGUGAGAGUAUCUCGGACGGUUUUCGUCGUUUGUACUGGAUCUCCUUUAUAUAUGAGUGUGAUUUCAUAUCUGAGUUAUCGGUCGUGUCACCAUCUGGUAUAGCAAGAUACGAAGACAAAAUCCCAUAUCCAGCCUUCACUGCUGAGAACCACCCUAUCUCGCCAUCUGUACCAGAGUCAUCAGAAGCCAGCUCGAUAAGGAGUCAAGAAGAGCUCGUUGCCUUUCAGAUCACUACAAACUCAGCCAUUAGACGCUUUCUAAAUACUGUCAAUAGUGUUGUUUACGAUGACAAGGAGAAGUUUCGGACAAGACGAUCGAACUACGCAUCUUGGCUACUCAGAAUAUCAGAAGAUCUAUGGUCUCAUCACUCCGCCAUAUAUCGCAACCUACCUGAGUUCCUCUUAAGCAAUCCCUCCCCAGAUGUUCCAAUGACAGGUGCUGAUACAAGCUCUCCUGCAAGCCUUCAAUCGCCAACAGCGCGCAUCCAGGGUAUCCCGGUCGGCAAUAACUCAUGGAACAUCUUAAGACUCAAGGGGAGAUAUUAUGCAGGUCAAUACAUUAUCCACAGGCCUUUCAUCGAAUUUAUUGUUCUCAAUAUCGACAACUUCGAGUCUCAUCCCUGCAAAGAAGCAGUUCUGAAACGAUCCAAGUCAUGUUUGGAUGGAUGCAUGGGAUUCAUUAAAGUAUUCGAUGUUGAGACGGUAAAUAGCUUGACAUGUUUGUUCCCGACUGGCAUGGUCACCUUUACUAUGACUAUUAUCCUGAUGGUCGCGACCAUCUUUCCGAUAUUCAGGGAUCUACUGCCCGACGAUGUUGAGGAUGCAAUCCUGGGUGGAAAGAGGAACCUAACUCGAUUCAGUCAGAGCGUGGCAGAGUUUUCAUGGCAUAUUGAAAUACUAGAGAGGCUGGAUGUGGCUCGAAGAAAUAGAAUGGCAAGAAACGAGAAUUGA